Messenger RNA from Melanotaenia boesemani (Boeseman's rainbowfish), 1892 nucleotides. Its product is annotated as pyridoxal kinase-like. The transcript has 11 exons. Gene Ontology annotation, molecular function: pyridoxal kinase activity. Lineage: Eukaryota; Metazoa; Chordata; Actinopteri; Atheriniformes; Melanotaeniidae. Gene Ontology annotation, biological process: pyridoxal 5'-phosphate salvage. Gene Ontology annotation, cellular component: cytosol. The record is from RefSeq and is a predicted model, not a curated record. The coding region runs from base 194 to 1129 and encodes 311 amino acids.
GGGUGUCCUUUUAGGUGCCUGAAGAAAAGCUAUAAAUGUCCCAAUCAGCAACGCCGCUUAUGCCCUUCAGUGCUAGACUUACUUCUCAUUUGCUAAGUUUCAGGGUGUCAGAACGUGUACACAUUUUAAUGCAGGUUUUAGGCUAAAUUCCGAUUACGGUCUCUGUUGAGUGUUUUUAACGCAAACUGCGGUAAUGGAGUGUCGCGUGCUGUCCAUUCAGAGUCAUGUUGUCAGGGGAUACGUAGGGAACAAGUCGGCAACAUUCCCACUGCAGGUGCUGGGCUUUGAAGUGGACUCCAUCAACUCUGUGCAGUUCUCCAAUCACACAGGCUACUCCCACUGGAAGGGACAAGUACUGACCGCAGAGGAGCUUAAUGUGUUGUAUGAAGGCAUCAAGCUCAAUAAGGUGAACCACUAUGACUACAUUCUUACAGGGUACAGCAGGGACACGUCCUUCCUGGAGACAGUGGUUGAUAUUAUCCAGGAGCUGAAGAAGGCCAAUCCCAGCUUGGUAUAUGUUUGUGAUCCUGUUAUGGGAGACCAAGGUGCUAUGUAUGUUCCAGAAAACCUGCUUCCAAUUUACAAGAACAAAGUAGUGCCUUUGGCUGAGGUCCUCACCCCCAAUCAGUUUGAAGCAGAGCUUCUAACUGGUAGGAAAAUUCACACAGAGGGCGAUGCUGUUGAGGUGAUGGACUUACUUCAUGAAAUGGGUCCAGAGACUGUGGUCCUUACUAGUACCGACCUGCCCUCGAAACGAGGGGACCAGUUUCUGGUGGCACUUGGGAGCCAAAAAAUAAAGAAACCAGAUGGGACCAGUACCAGUCAAAAAAUUUGCCUGGACAUUCCCAAAGUUGAUGCUGUGUUUGUGGGGACUGGAGACCUCUUUGCUGCCAUGUUGUUAGCCUGGACUCACCAUCACCCCAAGGACCUGAAGACUGCCUGUGAGAAAACAGUUUCAGUCAUCCACCAUGUCAUUAAGAGGACCAUCACUUAUGCCAACGAGAUGGCUGGUCUUGGGAACAAGCCCAGUCCUGCACAGCUGGAGCUGAGGAUGGUCCAGAGCAAAGCCGACAUCGAGAGUCCUACCAUUGUAGUGGAAGCUAAGGUUCUGCAUAACCCAUCGCACUGAAGACCGUAUACUGUCUGCCUUCUGGGAACAUUCACAUUGUGUUGGUACAAAUCUGGCCAGUCACCCAGACACUUGUAGGAUUUUUCACAUAAAAGACAGUCACAUGUGUCUGCCUUACAUAACCUCUGAAGGAGGAUAAGAAUGUAUUAGGAGUGGUCAACAGGAUGUGUUGUAUGUACUCUGCUCACAAACACACUGGUAUCACUGCCAUAUGUGUCUGUAGACUCUAGACUUCAUUUGCCCUUUAUUCAGAACAAAAAAGACAACGGUGAUUAGGUUAAAAGGUGGCGAAAAUGUACUUGAAUCCUCCUUAACACAGUGAAAAUAAAAUGGCUCGUUGCAGAUCUCCUGAAAAGAAAACCGAUGAUGUGUGCAUGACCAUGCAUCUGCUUGUUUUGACUGCAGUAAGUCAGGACUAGUCACAUUUACCUUGUGCAUUGCUCACAGAGCAUUAUAAGCACACUAAUAUACUGUCUGUAAUGACAUUAACACAUGCUGUGUUAGAUCAGAAUGCGUAGUGCAGAAGCAUUAUGCAUAUUUUUCUGAAAUCAUUUUGAUAAAACCUUAUGAAUGCAUGCAAUGUGUUUCUAAUGCACCUGGGUGUGCUAUCACUUCAAAAAGUGCUACCACCUCACUCAUUAUGAUUAGAUUAAUUUUCAGUCCUGAGAUGUGUAAUUCUAACUCCCUUAAAAUGUUGAACAUCUUAUGCAAACUAUCAAUAAUCUAGUUUUAUUAUCUUAGCUGAUUUCACCGUUUUAUUUUA